CGUCGCGUAUAUUAUAAAUGUCAUUGGAUAUAAAUAAAUACAUUUUUUUUAUUCUGUAAAAACGAAAAUUCUUAUCAGUGGUCUACGCAGAAAAUUAUGUACCUAUUUGAUUAUAAGUAAAAUCGACGAAAUGCGCGUGUAUCCAUGUACCUUUGUGCUUGCAGGGGAAUGUCAGUUCUAAAAAAUAUCAAGGCUCACUAGAAAAACAAGCAAAAUCAAUAUUUUCAAUUUCAUCGCAACUAAUCUGAGUUGGAUCGAUUGUUCAGUGUAAUAUAAAUUUUAUGAACAUUGGACAGUUUUAAAACCAGCUAAAUAACAAUUAUACAUAAUGCUAAACACUAAUUUAGUCGUCCCGGUUGUGCUUUGGGGUCCCAACACUCCCACUCAUUGCGUUUCGAGCGUUUUCUUGUCACGGGACCAGAAAAUCCUUGCUACUGGGUGCUACGAUGGGCAAAUUUGUUUGUGGCAAGUUGACCCGGACUCGCUGCAAAUGACUCCACGCUGUUUACUUGUAGGCCAUACUGCGCCAGUUCUCUGCCUAUCUAGAGCGUCAAUCGUACAGGAUAACAAUUUCUUGGUCAGUUCUUCAGAAAAUGGAGAAAUGUGCACCUGGGAUUUAGUAGAUGGCAAAUGCACUGAAAGUAUAAAAAUGCCGCAGGUUCAUACCAAUAUUCAAGCAUAUCACAUGGCAAAUUGUGACGACAUUCGCCUGUUUUGUAAUGGAUAUUAUGCGGAGAUAAUGGUGAUGGAUCCAUUUAGUCUAGAAGUCUUGUUUAGCUUGAGUUCAAAAGUAAAUCCGGAUUGGAUCUCUGCUUUACACGUAUUAAGACCAUCGAAACGCAAAGACGACGUAGUACUAGCUAUCACGACUACUGGUACUGUUAAAGUUUGGACCUUGAUUGGCAAUGAAAACAAAUAUUCCGAGCCUAUUUAUGAAAAUGAAUCGAAACAAAUUCGUUGUUUAAAUGCCAUAACUAUGAACUGCUGCUCUCAGAAUCAGCGAACAGUGUUAAUCGUGUGCGCAAAAUACUGGCAGAUUUAUGACGCAGGAGAUUUUACCGUUUUAUGCAGUGUAAUUUCGCCAUCCGGAGAAAGAUGGAUGGGGGGAGAUUUUCUCGCAAACGAUCGUGUCAUUCUAUGGUCAGAUGAAGGAAAAGGAUAUAUGUAUCGUUUACCGGCCAAUAGUAUUCCGGACAACAAAGAUUUUCAUGGUCCAUCAGUGGGUAAAGAUUCCCCGUACUUAUACUGUGUGCUGUCGCAGACAGGAGAGAAACCACUAUCGUGUCCCCCGACUAUAAAACUGGUUACCUCAAACAGAGGCGGCAAGGUUCAAAAAUAUUUAUUACGUGGUGAUUCGGAAGGGUUUAUCAAUAUCUGGGCUGUUCCAGAUAUAACUAUGGAACAAAUCAAGGUGAUUCAGAAUGAGAAACAAUUACCUGCAACACUUGAGUCAACCAUAUGCACUAGUUUGGAAGAAGCAUGGAAUAAAAUGAAUCCACUACCUGUGGGAAUACUGGAUCAAUUAUACCGGAAUAGCAGUGAACCAAUGAUUAAGUUAACGGCCAGUAUUUAUCUGCCACAACAGAGUAGAUUGGUAGUUGGGCGUGAAGAUGGCAGUAUCAUUAUUGUUCCUGCUACUCAAACAGUGAUGCUUCAUUUGCUUCAUGGUCAACAUCAAGAAUAUAGCGAUUGGCCUUGUCAUCAAAUUCUAAAUGGACAUAGUGGUCGGGUCAAUUGUUUACUAUGUCCAUCUUUGGCGCAUCCACGUUAUGACAAAUCACAUCUUGUUUCUGGAGGAGUAGAUUUUGCCGUCUGUCUUUGGGAUCUCUACAGUGGUCAGCUGAUUCAUAGGUUCUGUGUUCACGCAGGAGAAAUAACACAGCUGCUUGUUCCUCCUUCGACCUGCAGUCCACGAAUAUUAAAGUGCAUUUGUUCAGUGGCAUCAGAUCAUUCGGUCACGCUGCUGAGUUUACAAGAACGCAAAUGUGUAACAUUAGCUAGUCGACAUCUUUUUCCAGUUAUAUCUAUCAAAUGGCGUCCAUUAGACGACUUCUUGAUUGUUGGUUGUUCGGAUGGAACAGUGUACGUGUGGCAAAUGGAAACAGGACAUCUUGAUAGAGUUCUUCACGGAAUUCUGGCUGAAGAAGUUCUUAAUGCUUGUGAUGAAAAUAUUGGAGACACUGGUAGCAGCAGUGGCUCUACAUCAGAUAUAGGCCUAGCAAAUCCUGCUGUACAUUUCUUCAGGGGUCUACGGCAUCGCAAUUUUAACGCAAUUCGUCACGCAACCCAACGUGGUAUUCAUCAGUUGCAGCAGCUUCAUGCUCAUAAUAACCAACAUGGAGAUUUUCUAAUGAAGAACAGAAGCAGCCCACUAAUAAUUCAGGGGCUUCGCACCAAUCCCAAAGAUGCUGAAAGUCACAUCUUAUUUUUUGACAUUGAAGGAUUGAUAUUUGAAUUACAUGCAGAAGAGUACGCUGCAAUGAGUCCAAGUACACUGGAGGCGGAAGGGUUACUCGUUUCUGCUGGAGUUGAUACUCAUUCAUCGGAAGCUGGAAAAAAGAUUUCAGAUUUUUUCGGUCGCGUCAAGAAUAAAGCAGGAGACAUGGAAAAAAUGCUAAAAGAAAAAGAUAAACAUGGCAUUUUGGCGAAAAUGAAGGAAGGCGCUGAAAAUGUACAGACUAAAGUGCAAGCAAAACUGGAGAGCGUAGUGAAGAACGUCGGGGAAACGGGUAAGGAUUCGUCAGAUAUAAGUAAGAAGAUUGUACCUCGCAUGGAAGCCACUCAUGUAAUGGAAGUAGCCCAGCUUCUUUUAUCGUUGCUGCAUUCAUGGGGAUUAGACCAAAAUUUAGAUAAAGUGUGUGAAACGCAGCUCGGCUUACUGAAACCGAAGAUUCCAAUCUCUUUUGGUGUACUAUCAAAGGGUGGCUAUAUGUCAUUGCUUCUUCCAACAUGGCAAAACAAUGCAGAUAUCAAGAUCAACCCUGAGGAAAUAAACACUUCCUCUCCAAGCCCGCAACUUUUGAGACAGACGCAUCUAACGAGUAUGUUUACUGCCAGACUACACUGGGAACUUAGCACGACUCUCACUUCAAAUCACCUGUUGGCUUUAAUAUCUAUGUCCAACACGCUAAUGUCUAUGAAUAUGGCCACAUUUAUUCCCGAGCAGGAGCGCAAUCGAAAAUUACAUCGCCAAACAACACGCGCUUCGUGGACAAACGAUGAAGAACAAGAAGAGUUGUACACACAGCAACAAGCACAGAUCAAGCAGGGUUGGAGUCUCCUAUCAACGCACCAUUGCUUUUUACUUCCAGAAAAAAUCGACGCAUUAGAUGCGAAUACUUUUAAACGACCUCAGGUGGAAAUGAUGGCCCGACGUUGGCAACAUCACUGUUUGGAAAUUCGUGAGGCCGCACAACAACUUCUUCUUGGUGAACUUGGUCGUAUGGGCAAAAAGGGUAGAAAACAGCUAGUGGAAAGUUGGGCCCAGUAUUUACCGAUGUAUACUCACACUGAACCAAUAGUUCAGCAAGUUCAAUCUGCAGGACAAUCUAACACCGGCUCUCCAGUAACUACUCCGGGCCCUUUGGAUGUUCAAGAAGAAGAAUCGGAAGAGGAAGAAGAAGUUGUUCGUAAGCCUUCCAGUCUUGCUGAACUUAAGCGAAAGCAAACAACGGCAGUUGUCUUGCUAGGUGUAAUUGGCGCAGAGUUUGGUCAAGAUAUUUCAUCCUCUGAUGGUAAACGAAACAACGAAAACCGCAGAAAGAGUUCAGUAGUAGAAGGUUUCGGUAUUGGAAACAACAAUCUGGCCCGCUCAACAUCAAUGGCUCUUACACAUUUGUUGCUUGCUCCAGCUACACCUAAACUUCCUGCCUAUACUCCACUACGAAGGGCAGCUAUUGAUUUAAUAGGUCGCGGAUUCACCGUAUGGGAACCGUACAUUGAUGUGAGCAAAGUCCUCCUGGGAUUACUGGAAAUGUGUUGCGAUUCGAAUCGACUUAUUCCCAGCUUGAACUAUAAACUUCCUUUGACACCGCAAGCCGAUGCUUGCCGUACAGCUCGCCAUGCUCUAAGAUUGAUUGCUACUGCAAGACCAGCAGCUUUUAUUACAACUAUGGCUCGCGAAGUCGCUCGGUACAACACGAUGCAACAAAACGCACAGGCUAUCAGUGUCCCUAUUACGCAAUCAGUUUUGCAUCGUGCUAAAAGAGAAAUUUUACAAUGCGUUGAAAUGUUGAUCGAUAAAAUGCAAACGGAAAUUGCCAACCUGCUUGUUGAGGUCAUGGAUAUUACUCUGCACUGUGUGGAUUCAGGUGAUUUAAAAAAUAAAGGACUUGCUGAGGUUAGUCCGUCAAUGUGUAAAUUCAACCAAGUGUCGCAUUGCAGUGCUUCACGACGUAUAUCUGUUGGAGCUAGUAACGGUAAUUUGGCCAUCUACGAGCUGCGUCAAAAUAAAUGUCAAAUGAUUCCUGCUCAUACAAAACCGGUAACUGCGUUGGCCUUUAGUCCGGAUGGAAAAUUUUUAGUGAGCUAUUCAUGUGCUGAAAAUCGACUCUCUUUCUGGCAAACCAGUACUGGAAUGUUCGGACUCGGUCAAUCUCAAACCCGGUGUAUCAAGGGAUAUUCAACGGCUCCAAUUCCAGAUGUAGCACGGUUGAAUCCUAUGCGAUUAGCUAAAUUAAUUUGGAUAAAUAACCGAACAGUUACACUCAUGCUAGCUGACGGCUCGGAGACACGAUUUAAUGUUUAAGUAAACAUUGAUUGAACUUAUCUUAAUGUCUAAUUGUUAUAGAUUACCGUAGUGAGCGAUUAUUGCUUGUUAUGUACACAGGCCGCCACCAGAUAGCAGGAUGUAUUAUUCAUUGUUAUAUUAUUUUAUUACUUCCUUCAAAUAGCGCAUUAUAAAUAGUCACACCUUGAUAUAUGAAAAGCGGGCAUUUAUCGGUAAAUCAUUGAUGAUUUUAAAUUGCCGAAAACUGUGCCGGUUAUAACCCAAAUAGUGGUUUUGUGUAGUGAAAAAAAGCAUGAUUUAUAAAACUGAAAACGUCGCACUCAAAGGAAAACAGAAAACAAAGAACAACUUUGAGGCGACCUCAUAGUCGUUAAUCCGUUCGCACAGUCAGCAACUUAUAUAAUUAUGCAAAUUUCGUGUGUUCGGCAGAGCGACGAUGAUUCGGUUUUAUCUCAAUCCUUUUUAUAUCAGAUAUUUUACAGCGACCGCCAGUUCAAUCCUACUUACACACCGGAAGACAGCCAAUUAAAGAGAGGAAAUGAAUGAUUUAUGGUUUGACCCAUUUUUGGAAAUCUGCUGUGAUGGUUGUCUUUCAUUGAAUGGUCGACAAUUUUGACCUGGAUAAGUUUUGAAGUGAAACAGUUAACAACGCUAAAUUGACCAAGAAAGCAAAUUGAGUCAUUGAUAACGAUUUCACGGUAUACAUAUAUUUAUUUCGUUAAAUCGAGCUUCAUCCUGAUAAUAACAUGAUUAGUUUAUUAUUCAGAUUGCUAGUAGUAAAGUUUGCUGUUACAAUAUGGAACCAAUAUACAUAUUAUCGUCAUACCAUCA
Messenger RNA from Wyeomyia smithii (pitcher-plant mosquito), 5560 nucleotides. It is a transcript of the gene Rbcn-3B, whose product is annotated as WD repeat-containing protein 7. Lineage: Eukaryota; Metazoa; Arthropoda; Insecta; Diptera; Culicidae. Gene Ontology annotation, cellular component: cytoplasm. The transcript is spliced from 15 exons. The record is from RefSeq and is a predicted model, not a curated record. Gene Ontology annotation, molecular function: protein binding. The coding region runs from base 329 to 4747 and encodes 1472 amino acids.